Molecule: messenger RNA, 16953 nt
Organism: Heterostelium album PN500
Lineage: Eukaryota; Evosea; Eumycetozoa; Acytosteliales; Acytosteliaceae
Exons: 14
Coding region: 1-16953 (5650 amino acids)
Source: RefSeq, a predicted model, not a curated record
AUGGAGUCCUUAAGUCAUCGGACUCUAUUGAAUACUACAACUUUUUUAUUAUUUAUAAUAUUAUUUAUUUCGACAUCGAAUGCAGCAACAUCUUUGACUGGAAUAUCGCUUCCAAUGAGAGUUACUGGUUACUCUCCGAAUCCAGCACCGAAUGCAAUAUCCAACAAUGUACUUACGAUUAGCGGUCAGAAUUUCCUGGGUGUAAAUUCUGUCAAGAUUGCCGGAAAUCCAUGUAACAUUGUCAGUUCUAAUCCAUCACAAAUCAUCUGUAAUUAUAAUGUGCUACUCCUGGGUGGUCCGACUCCAGUGACAAUAACAAGUGGAAUUGCCGGCACCACUGUAGAGGCUUUUAUUUUUAGCUAUCCAGUUCCGCAGCUAUCUCCAUUGCCAGGAAUACCACCCAUCUUGGUCAACACCACAAUGGCUUUUCCAUUGUCCGGUAAUUUCUUUGUUUGUGGAAAGAUCGUAGUUAAAGUCAAUGGUGCAGUCGCCCCAUACCUAACUAUCGCAUCUUGUAACCCAACACCAACACCAACAAUUAAUAAUAUUAGUCCAAAUGUAGUACCAUCUAAUACACCAGGAUAUAUAAGUAUCAUUGGUACUGGAUUUAUGGAUGGAUUAUCUUCAGCCACUAUCAACGGACAAUCUUGUAGCCAACAAACAGUAACACCAACCUCAAUCGAAUGUAAUACCAAUGCUCAACCAACUUCCUAUGGUCUUGUUCCAGUUUAUGUUACAAACAAUGGAAUUAAAUCCAACAAAUUUGAUGUAACACAUCUUCCACCAAUUCCAAGUAUUAGAUCAAUUUAUCCAAAUACUAUUGCAAUUACUACUACUCCAACCAUUACUAUCGAUGGUUCAAUGUUUAUUAAUGGGUUGACAUCUGUAAAGAUCGGUGGUUUACCAUGUUCAAAUAUGAAUAUUUUGAAUAUGGGCAACCUGAUUUGGUGUCAAGCACCUGCUCAAACAGCACCUGGUACUCAACAGUUGAUCAUUACCAAUGGAAAUGUUAAUUCAAGUCCAUAUACUAUGACCUAUAAUGUUUUGACACCAACAAUCACCUCUGUUUCGCCAGCUAUUAUCACAAUCAAUCAAGUCAAUACUGUUAGUGUUAUCGGUACCAACUUUGCACCGGGUGUAUCGACCGUAUCGCUUGGUUCAAUUCAAUGUUCAGUCACAUCAUCAACCUCCACCCUCAUAGUUUGUUCCUCGCCAAUUACCACCACAACCGGUAAUGUUCCAGUGCAAGUAAAAACACUUACUCUGGUUUCCAAUACAACUGGUAUCUUACUGGAUCCAGCCAAGCCAACAAUCCAAGCUGUUUCUCCAACAACUCAAGUAUCUGACCAAAUCACAACCCUAACAUUACUUGGUACCGGAUAUCAGCUGGGCAUUUCAACAGUCAAGGUUGGCAGUGCAGACUGUACAGUGAUGAGUGCUUCAACUACCCAGAUUGUAUGUAUUACUCCUCCACAGUUGUUGGACGCCACCGUGAAUAUUGUCGUUACCAACAAACAAUAUAUAUCAAACCCCUUACCCUUCAACAUUAGACCAUUGGUCCCAAUCAUCAGCAGUCUCAAUCCAUCUGCCGUUCUCAACAAUCAAUCGACUGUUGUUACAAUCGUCGGUGCCAAUUUCGUUGUUGGAAUGGUCUCAGUCUACUUGGAUAACAUUCUAAUGACACCAAGCCAGCAAUCCAAUACCCAGCUAGUAAUAACCGCCCCACCAAAGGUAUUAAUAGGUACCGUUCCACUAUCUGUGAGAAACACUGCCGCUCUCUUGGCAAAUACAGUGUUGUCAUACACAGCACCUCAACCGUAUAUCAAUUCAAUCAGUCCUACCUCUUUCAUGGCAAAUCAAGCCACUCUCAUUACCCUCGUCGGUUAUGGAUUUGUUUCAACCAUUAGCAGUGUAUCGGUAGAUGGUGUUGCAUGCAAUGUAUUACAGACAACCUCAACCUCUAUUAUCUGUUCCACUCCAACACUCAAUUACAUUGGUCCAAAGAAUGUAUGGGUGUCGAACGGUGCACUCAAAUCCAACAAUUUCUCAGUCAACUACAAUGCACCAUUGCCAAUUAUCACCUCUGUUUCACCAAGUUCAGUCAUCAAUGUCAAAUCCACUAUGGUUACAAUUUCAGGUUCCAACUUUAUGAAUGGUGUCACACAGGUCACCAUGACUGACUCUGUAGGUACCCUCCAACUACCUGCAACAGUAACGGCCACCAGCAUCAUAUUCCCCACCAUUGAAAUUGCAGAAAACGGUCCAAGAAGUGCGAGAAUAACGAAUGGCAAUCAAAUGGCUUCCACCUCAAUAAACUACAUUUCACAAGCUGUCACAAUUACCAACAUCAAUCCAUCGUCAAUGUUGAACAAUGUUGCACAAGUAGUAACCAUAACUGGUACCGGAUUUGAUUCAAGAGUUACCACCUUUGUUUCCGACACUUAUUUCAGUUGUUCAAAUCCAGUGUUUACACCAACCACUAUCAUUUGUACCGUUGCACCAGCUCCCAUCGAUGCCUCUAGAAAUGUCACUUUGAAAAACAUUGAUGUCACCUCGAACACCGUUGGAUUCACAUUCAUUCCAUUGCAACCGACAAUCACUUCAAUCUCGCCAUCCACUGUAUCCAAUCUUGGUGGCACUCUGCUCACUCUUAAUGGGGGAUUGGUAUCAUCAACCGUAGUUGUCAACACCACAAUGGUUACAUUUGUUAAUCCACAACUGAUUGGAACCAUCGGAUCUCAAACUGUCCAAGUUGCCAAUGGUAAUAAAGCAGCUACAAUUGGUUUGAUUUACAAGUCACCAAUUCCCACUGUAACCAGUGUCAAUCCAACUUCUGUAUUGAUGACAGGUGGAUCUAUUGUAACCCUUAUCGGUACCAAUUAUCAAGUUGGUGUUACAAAGGUCUACAUCAACGGUGCAUUAGCUCCAAACACAAUAAUUGCCAGCACAAUCCAACUCUCAUUUACCGCUCCUUUGAUCUUGGCAACUGGUUCCAUCAGCAUCGUUGUUUCCAAUGAGUAUCAAAACGCUACCACACAAAUCACCUAUACUGCACCAGCUCCAACACUGAACUCUGUCAAUCCAACAAAUAUUCAAGCAGGAUCCAGUUCUGUAAUUACUUUGGCAGGUACCAACUUUGUGAGUGGAUACUCUGUUGUCACUGUUGGCAGCACUUCGUGUACUGUACUCUCGACCACUACCACGCAAAUUCUCUGCAGUGUUCCAAUCAUUCUUGUGAGUUCGACCAUCGCCGUCAAUGUUAUCAAUGGUCCAAACUUGUCAAACUCGAUCUACGUGAAUGUUGUUUCACCUAUACCAACCUUGACAUCGAUCUCCCCAACCUCCAUUCUUAACAACGUCAACAAUGUAAUUACAAUUAACGGUACCAACUUUGUACCAGGCCUCACUUUUAUUACAUUCAGAGAUCUCGUUCCAAAUACACCAAUCAACUGUCCCAUUAACACCACCAACAUGUUGAGCGCUAAUUCUGCCACUUGUGUUCUCCCAACAAUGGAUUACGUUGGUCAAAAACAAGUGAUAGCAAUCAACACACCAGUUGUAUCGAACACCUUACUUCUCCUAGUGAAUUCACCGGUUCCAAUCGUUAACAGUAUCACACCUUCCCAAGUAUUAGCUGAUACACCAACACCAGUUACUCUUACUGGUAGUAAUUUCGCUUUGUUACAAUACACCAAUAUCAACAUCACUUCAAGUUCAAUCUCACUGGUCACACCAACUUUUGUCAACAACACAUGUAUUAUUUUCAAUUCAGUUGUAUUAAAUUCAAUUGGCACUGUUAAUGUUACUGUUGUUUCCUCUGGAGCUUCCAGUCCAAGCAAUGUUGUUAACCUACAGUAUAUUCCAGGUUUACCAGUGGUUUCAAGUUAUCAACCAACACCAAUUCAAUAUGGAAUUGUCAAUUCCCUUACAUUGACUGGUUCAAGAUUCUAUGGUUUAACUUAUGCCUACUUCGAUGAUGGUAGUGUAUGUCCUAUAACCUUCCAAAACUACACAACCAUUGUAUGUAGUACACCACUGCUGACUAUCCUCCAAGGAGAGCCAAAUGUCCGACUCUAUCUUCAAAAUCAACAACUACUAUCCGAUCCCAUCUCAAUUGCAAUCGUACCUCCAACUCCAACCAUAACAUCACUCGACCAGAAAACAUUGUACUCAGAUCGUACCACUCAACUAUUAAUCAAAGGAUCUGGAUACUUGGCAUUUGGAACCUAUGUUACUAUCAAUGGUGUUUCAUGUACCAUACUCUCGAUUACCUAUAACAAUAUUACUGUUGUCGCACCAAAGUUAUCGAAGGGAGCAUACUCUUUGAUUGUCGAAAAUAUUGAUGAUUCUUAUACUGCAUCUGCACCCAUUCAAUUUGGUGAAAACAGAGUAACAAUCGUUGGUAGUGGAUUCAUGCAGAGUUACUCUAGUGUAUUUGUUGGUGUCUAUGAAUGUAUUCCAUAUUCAGUCAGUUCUAUGUAUAUAUUCUGUGAGAUGCCUGUUGUUGGUACUCCAGGUGUUCUCGCAGUCAAUGUCUUCAACAGUGAGUUGAUGUCCAACACCAAGUACAUUGAAUACAUCAAUCCAUAUCCAGUCAACUACGUAUCACCAACCUAUGUUUAUCACAAUACCAGUGAAUCAAUUACCCUCACUAUUGUUGGAGACAAUUUCGAUGAGAGUGUUGGUUUGGGUCAGGUAUUACUCAGAAACUCUGGAGCCACCUACAAUUGUACCAUUCAAAAUGUUACUGAAUCAUCGGUUGUAUGCACUUCAGCAAUGCUUCCAGUAGGUGCCUAUGAGGUAAUGUUCUAUUCCGGAUUAUUACAUUCAAACUCCACAACUUUUUCUAUUCUCGACAGACCACUUUCAUGUCUCUCUUCAAGCGGUGCACCAGUAUCAUGGUGGUUCGCAAGAAAGAUUCCACAAACACAAUCAUACAUCUACUUUGAUAGUGAAUCAUCAGAUGUCAAAUACCUCUCUUCCAUCUCAUCAAAUACAAGUUGUUUAGCAAUUACUCUUGAUCAGAUCAACCAAGAUUCCUAUUCGUUCAAUGGAUAUGCAAUGUAUAACGACCAUCCAUGGUAUGACGACUACUCUGGUCAGCUUGCCAGAUCUGUCAAAGGAAAUCCAAAUGUCAACCUAUCACUUGGUAAAGGAAUACUAGUUGCUCAAACCUUCUUCAACGUCACCUAUUCACCUGGAUUCCAUAUUAAACACUCAAUGGAAGGUUUCCCAAUUCCACUUGCCAAUGGACAAUUCAAAUCACCGUCUGACUAUCCAGAUAGCUGGCUUCCAAAUGACUACCAUCUUAGACCAACUCAAUCAGAUGAUUAUUCUCUCGGACACUCAUUCCUAUGCCACAACUUUGUGGAUUCCACCGAUAUUAUCAAUGCAAUUCAAAUCACCAAACCAUUUAUCUACUCAAGUAACAGAUACAACACUGAAACAGCUAAUCUCCUCACACCACUGUUUAGCACCAACUCAUUGGUUAGCUACACCUCUCAAAGUUGGUCGUCAGGAGUGUUUGUUUCUUCAGGAUACAAACAGAAUAUAUUCUCGCCAAUUGGAUUGUUACCAUUAUCAAUUACUCUACCAGCGAAAUAUAAACUUCCAACCGGUGCAAUUGGAGUCACAGAGACCAAACUGUCAUCGGGUUUUGUCUCGAAAUACAAUAUUUCAGUGAAACUUUCACAAUGGAAAUCGGAUAUCGAUAGAAGUUACAUUGCUUUCAAUGACACUCAUAUUUGUCUUGGUGACUACACCGCCAAGACUGCUAUGGGGGGAGGUCUCGCUGUUUGUGUCUCCCAAGUAUUGUUUGGUGAAUUCUUUAUUGACACCAUCUUCAAGUAUCAACAAACCAAUUGUACAACACUGCAAUGCUCCAACCAAAUUCAGAAUCAAUUCUUUAUCUCCAUUAAAUCCAAGUUGCUAUUCGAUACAACCUAUGUCAACAGUGGUCAAAUGGCCACUUACUUGGAUGUUGUAGAUCCAUUGCUACCAAACACCAAGUUGGGUAUCUCCAAUCUUGGAUGUACUGGUCAGUUUUGUCCAUUGGAUCAAAACGUCAAUCAAACUUACCAAACUGAUUCCGUUUCGAUUUUCUCAUUCCGUGGUAGUUACAAUCCUGUUUUCAAGGUAAUUCUACAAUCAACUGACAGCUCCAUUGUCAUUAGAAAUUCGAAUGGUCUACCAAUUUCGAUUGUCACCUACAAUACCACUGGUACCUAUAUCCCACAAACCACUUCGACCACCCAAAAGAAUAUUGUCUUCACCUAUAAACUAUUGCAAUUGGCAAAGAGCGUAAUUGAUAACCUUGGUUUUGGAACGAUCGGUGAUUAUGAUUUAACCAUCCAAAGUAACAAUAAUGCAAUUCUCAACGGUCAUUCCAAUAUCCAGAUUAAUAUGGAUAGUUUAGAUGUCCAGUCAUUGUUCCGAGCAAUUGGUUAUGACUUAUUGAUUCAACUGAAUCAAAAUACGUCUAGUAUCGAAUUGUCAACACUCACUUUAGAUACUUUUGAAUCUUCCAAAUCAGAAGCAUUGCUUGGAGGUAUGGUAAACUUUGUUGCCAUGAAACUCAGACAGUUGACUUUACCAACACUUCCAUUGUCAAUGAUCCAAUCCCUCACUGAUUCCACUGGACAGUCGAUCAAUCUCGAAUCAUUCACUAGCUCCAGAAUGACAAGAAGAAACGGUGUACUAUCUCAAGGAUGGAUCACUGCAUACCUCUGGGAUUUGACUGAUGAUGAAAACGAUGAUUAUGUUGACCCAACACUUAGAAGACCACCAUACAGUGACAACAACUUUGGAAAUCAAAUUGAAUUCAAAUAUAUCCUCAACAAUACAAAGAUCAAUGGAUUGCAAUCGGAUAUUAUUUCAUUCUCUGAAUCGUUGUUCACUUUGUUGCCAACUUACAAUCCACUUAUCAUUCCACACUCUCGCUCCAUCAUGAAAUACAACAAUAUCUUUGAAUGCACUUAUUGUGUUGUUGAGAAUCCUCCAGCAGUAACAAACUCUUCUGACUUUGAAAGUGUAUUGCUCUCUCACGGUGUUUGUCAAUCAACUAUUGAUUCAACUGCUAUACCAACGAUCUCAGAAGUUCAAGACUUUAUAUCAUUCUGGAUUUCAUCAAUGGAAGAACCCACCAAUUGGGAAACCAAUCAAGCUCUUAACAUCCUCUAUUCUUCUCAAUUCAAAUCAAUCUAUUCCAAUUCAUUGUUAUUGGAAGCACUCAUGCAAGUUGUUGAUCCAACACUUUUCGAUACAUUCUUUGUUCAACCAUUGAAUGCUCAAACUGGAUUGGCGAUCAUCACCUACAAGAACUAUCUUUGUGCAUUCAACAUUGUCAAUGAAACUGAUUUCAACAGUGGUGCUAUUCUCUCUUUAUGUCCAAGUGGACCAAUUGUCACAUCGAUCACUGGAACCAACGGACCAACACACUCUGACAGCAAUGCAAUCACCUUGGUCGGUCAUAAGCUGUCGGAAUCAGGUGUUCAAGUAACUGUUGGCGAUGAGGAAUGUCAAGUCCUCAGCUCAACUGACACCCAAUUGAUUUGUAAAGUUGGACAAGGUGUUGGUAUAUUACCAAUCAGUUAUUCGAAUAUCAACACAAAUCUUCCAACCGAAACACCAUUAUCCAAUUACAACUUCACCUAUAACUUGCCAACAAUUACUUCUAUCUCAACUUUGAACUGGCCAGUUGCAACCAUUGGCGAUAAGAUAACUGUGUUUGGAACAGACUUUGGUUUCAGCAAUGACGAUACCUUACUGUUUGUUGACAAAUUUGGUUAUGAGAUAGAACAGUUCAUUGUCAAUGGAAUCAACAACCAAGGAUUAGUUUUCACCUCCAAUGGAACUGGUCUGGGUAAAGUAGUUUCUAUUGUUGUUGGCAACCAAUCAACUGUUGCCAAUGAAGACUUUGUUAUCGACCACAAAGCACCGACAAUCACCUCAAUUUCCAUCAAUACAUCACCAACACCAGGUGGAGGAGAGAUGACAGUCACUGGUACUUCAUUCGGUGAAACUGACUCAUCCAUAGAAAUAUUCAUCGGCACACCCUGUGACACAACCAUUAGAAUUGAUGAUAACACUGCCAUUUGUACCAUUCCAGCAUACUGGGGAAUUAACCAAGUUUCUAUAACAGUUGAUGAUCAAUCAUAUGACAACGGACCAACAUUCACCUAUCCAGUUCCAGUCAUCUUCCAAGUCAUCCAGACCAACAAUACUCCCACUGCCAACGGCAGUGAAUUCUGGGUGGUUGGUUCCGAUCUCGGACCUCUGGGAUACAGUGACUUUAAUAUGAGUCUCUUCCUAAAUGUAACAGUCGAUUGUGAUGUCGAUGAAGAUUGCUACUACAACGUCACCUAUGAAGACGGUCAGGGUAAUCCAGUGCCAGUUCCAACCGAUCCAUAUCACAACGGUCUCUACUUUGACCCAUAUGUUCUCAUGAAUGAAUCAUACCGUACCACAGUCAACUUUGACUGCAUUCGUUGUUACUUGCAACCGGGUGUAGGAUUCUCAAUUCCAGUGAAUCUUUCAUAUGCCUAUUAUUCCUCAAAUAUCAUUGAAAAUGGUGUUUCGUUCAACCGUCCAACCAUUUCCAUUGUCAGUCAGAACCAAUCAGACACAGAUGGUGGUCAACCAAUCACAAUCAUCGGUUAUGAUUUCGUUCCAAAUGAAUUGAAUAUCACCGAUGAAUAUGAACUUUUCAUACUCAACCCAGCAUACACAACAUUUGAAGGACCACUCACAUACAGUAAUGCAAGUAUUGGAAGUUAUCUUCUCAAUAAUAUCACAUUCAGCAAUUCAACUUUAGUCACUGGUAACGUACCACCAGGUAUAGGUGCCAAUCUAACAGUUUCAUUGUUCAUUGGUGGCCAAAAUGCAACACAAAACUUCACAUUCUCAUACAAUGCACCAAAUGUCAGUUCAAUAUCAACAUCAGACACACCAGGUCAAAACAUCACGAUUUCUGGAAUCAACUUUGUUCCACACAACGUUUCAGCAGGUAAUUCAAGUUUUGUUUUGAUCAAUGGAACUGAAUGCAAAUCACCAGUUUGGAUUUCAUCAAGCAACAUCAGUUGUACUCUUUCACCAGGAAUUGGAAAGAAUUUGACUGUUACCGUUUCAAUCAGUGCUCAAAAUAAUACUGAUAAUACUUUAUUCUCAUAUAAUCUACCAAAUAUAUCAACAAUUUCAAAUAGUACAACAGAUGGAGAUACCAUUUCAUUGAUUGGAUUUAAUUUCGUUCCAAAUGGAGUUGAUCCAGUCAAAUCAAAUAUUACGAUUGCUGGACAUGCAUGUGGAAAUGUCAAUUGGAUCAAUGAAAACAAUGUGACAUGCACAGUUCAAGCAGGAAUUGGAAAGAACUUGACAGUUUCAUUGAUUGUUGGUGAUCAACCAAAUCAACAAGACAACAUUACAUUCUCAUAUCAACCACCAGCCAUCAAGAAUAUCUCAAGUACCGAUACCGAUGGAGGUCAAAUUACAAUCGAUGGUUCAAACUUUGUUCCAGAGAAUGUUGAACCAUUGAACUCCAACAUCACAAUCAACAGUGAAGAUUGUAAUUCAAUCGAGUGGAUCAGUUCCACAAAGAUCGUCUGUACUCCAAAUCCAGGAAUUGGUAAAAAUCAAACAUUCGUCUUGUUUGUUGGAAAUCAAACAACAUCUGACAAACAAUACUUUAACUACAACGCACCAACAAUUUCAAGUAUCACACAAUCCAAGACUGAUGGUGAACAAAUUACAGUCACCGGAACAAAUUUUGUUCCAGAGAAUGUUGAACCAUUGAACUCCAAUUUGACAAUCAAUGAAAAUGAUUGUAACGACAUUGAAUGGGUCAGCUCAACUGAAAUACGUUGCACAGUUUCAAAGGGUAUUGGAAAAGAUCUUUCAGUUACCUUAUUCGUUGGAAAUCAAACAACAUCUGAAAAAUCAACAUUCAACUACAAUGCACCAUCGAUUUCAGCGGUAUCUAAAUCAAAUACAGUUGGAAGCUCAAUUACAAUCGAUGGUACAAACUUUGUUCCAGAGAAUGUCGAACCAAAGAAUUCAAACGUCACAAUCAACGAUCAAGGAUGUGAGAAUAUUGAAUGGACAAGUUCAUCAAAGAUCAUUUGUGAUUCACCAGCUGGAAUUGGAAAAGAUAUUUCAUUGACACUUUUCGUUGGAAAUCAAUCAACCACUUCAAAACUUUCAUACAACAUUCCAACAUUAGAUAGCACUGAUCAAUAUGAAGGAGAUCCAUCUGGAGUUUCAAUCGAUGGUAAUCAAUGUCAAUCAGUUGAAUGGAUUGAUAACAACAAUGUGAAAUGUCAAAUUCCAUCAGGAUCCGGAAAGAACAAAGAAAUCAAAGUUGUUGUUGGUACACAAAGUAGCGAAUCAAAUCAAUUAUUUGAUUACAAAUCACCAACAGUCACAUCUAUUUCACCAUCAAGUGGAGAUAGAGAUCAAGAGACAUUGGUUACGAUCACCGGUAAAUACUUUGGACAAAACCCAACUGCCACAAUAGGUGAAGCUGGAGAAUGUACCAAUGUUGUAGUUCUCUCCAAAUCGAAUGGAAACGAUCGUUUACAAUGUAAUGUUCCAACCUAUGACAGAAACUCUGAUGAGACUGUUUCAGUCACUUUGGACGGUCAGAAAUCCAGUGAAACAUCAGUUACAUACAAAUAUAAAGGAACACCAAAGAUCGACUCUAUCUCACCAGAGUCAGGUUCAGUCGAUGGUGAUUUCGAAAUUACAUUAUCAGGUAAAUUCUUCACCGACGGAAGUAACUCACCAACUGUAUACUUUAACUUCCAAUCGGUCUCAGUCACCUCGUCAUCAGAUGACACCAUCAAAUUCGACGCGCCAAAAGGUGGAGGUGAGAAAGUACCAAUCUACGUCCAAGUCGGAAGUCAAACAAGUAGUGUAAACACUGACUUCUCAUAUGAUGCACCAGAUAUCACAUCGAUCACACCAGACGAAGGACCAUAUGAUGAGCAAACUUCAAUCACAAUCGAAGGUUCAAAUCUUGGUCUAUCUGAUCAAUCAAUGCUCACUCAAGUUUUGAUUGGUGCAAUGCCAUGCUCCAAUAUCCAAGUACAAUCUUCUGACAGUGUAACAUGUACUGUUGAACCAUCUGAAGAAGAAGGUGAAGUAGAAGUAACACUUUAUUUCUACACUCAAAGUGCCACUAAUGAUAGUAGCAGCAGUAGCAGUGAGAGUAGCAGUGAAAGCAGCAGCGAGAGUGAAAGCAGUAGUGAGAGUACAAGUGAAAGCAGUCAAGAUAGUGGAAGUGAUGGUAGUGACGGUAGUGAUGGCAGUGACAUGAGUGAAGGUAGCCAUGAAGGAAGUCACCAAGAUGAUACUACAGAUUCUACAUCGACCACCUCAACAACCUCAACUACUUCGACUACAGGAACAACAGGAACAACAUCAUCGACCUCAUCCCAAUCUACAACUUCAUCUUCUACCACUGGUGGUAACAACAAUGGUGGAGAUGGUGGAGAUGGUGGUGGUGGAGAUGGAGGUGGAGGAUCAGGUGCUGGUGCUGGUGCCGGUGCUGGUGCUGGUGCCGGUGCGGGUGCUGGUGCUGGUGCUGGCGCGGGAGCUGGUGCUGGUGCUGGUGCCGGAGCUGGUGCAGGAGCUGGUGCAGGAGCGGGAUCUGGAAAUCACGACUCAACAAGUGGAGGUUCAAAUCCUACAACAUCUACACACUCUACAACGACCUCUACCACUUCAACAACUUCUUCAACAACCUCAUCAACUACUGGAGAGAACCCAAUUACCUCUGGAAGUUCGACUACUACAACCACAACUGGUACAACCUCAACUACAUCUUCAACUACUGGAACAGGAGUUCCAACAACAGAUUCUACUACUGGAACUACUACAUCACCUUCUACUUCUACUGGCACAACAUCGACUACCAGUACAACAACCAGUGUACCAACAUCGACAACAAUGAUAGUAACAGGAAACUCAACAGAAUCCAGUACAACCGAUCAGACUACCACUUUGUCAACAACUUCAACAACAUCUACCACUGGAACCUCGACAACAUCAACUACUAGCGAACCAACAACUGUUUCUACCUCCACAACAACAUCUGGAGAUUCGACAACAUCAACUACUGAUUCAACAACAUCGACCACAUCAACUACUGGUGAACCAACAACCUCGACCACAUCUGGAGAUUCAACAACAUCGACCACAUCAACUACUGGUGAACCGACAACUGUGUCUACCUCCACAACAACAUCCGGAGAUUCAACAACAUCGACCACAUCAACCACUGGUGAACCAACAACUGUUUCUACCACUACAACAACAUCUGGCGACUCAACUACCUCGACUACAUUGACCACAUCUGGAGAUUCGACAACAUCGACCACAUCAACCACUGGUGAACCAACAACUGUUUCUACCACUACAACCACAUCUGGAGAUUCGACAACAUCGACUACAUCAACCACUGGUGAACCAACAACUGUUUCUACCACUACAACAACAUCUGGAGAUUCGACUACCUCGACCACAUCAACUACUGGCGAACCCACAACAGUAUCUCUAACCACCACCACCACAUCUGGAGAUUCAACAACUUCGACCACAUCAUCCACAACAGGUGAAUCAACUACAUCUGUAUCAACAACUGGAACAACAUCGACUACUGGUGAACCAACAACGGUGUCCACCACCUCAUCUGGAGAUUCAACAACCUCGACUACAUCAUCCACAACAUCGACUACUGGUGAACCAACAACUGUGUCCACAACUGCGAUAACAUCUGGCGACUCGACAACAUCGACAACAGUAUCCACUUCCACAUCAGGAGACUCAACUACCUCGACUACAUCAACUACUGGUGAAUCAACAAGUGUGUCCACCACCACAUCUGGAGACUCAACAACUUCGACAAUUGGUGAAUCAACAACUGUGUCCACAACUACAACAACAUCUGGAGAUUCGACUACAUCUACUACUGGCGGAUCAACAACCGCAUCUAUCACCACCACCACAUCAGGAGACUCAACUACCUCGACAACAUCAACCACUGGUGAAUCAACUACAUCCACAACCACCUCUACAACUGGAGAUUCAACAGCCUCGACUACAUCUACAACCAGUGAACCAACAACCGUAUCUCUAACCACGACUACCACAUCUGGUGAUUCGACUACUACUUCAUUGACAACUAGUGACUCAACUGUAUCGACUACAGGUGAACAAUCCACUACAGCCUCAAUCUCCACGACCUCGACCACUUCAGGAGAUUCAACUACCACUUCAUUGACAACUGGCGAAUCAACAACAUCAUCUCCAACAACCUCUGAUUCAACGGUAUCCACAACCACAGGUGUAUCAACCACCUCAUUGACAACUAGCGAAUCAACAACAUCAGCACCAACAACCUCUGAUUCAACUAUAUCAACAACUGGAGAUCAGUCCACCACAGUUUCCACCACCUCGACAACUGGAGAUUCUACUACCACCUCAUUGACAACUGGAGAACAAACUACAAGUGUAUCGACUACAUCGACCACAUCAGGAGAUUCUACUACCAUUUCAUUGACAACUGGCGAAUCAACAACAUCAGCCCCAACAACCUCUGAUUCAACUGUAUCGACAACUGGAGAAUUAUCGACGACAGUUGUAUCAACUACGGUCACUACCACAGGUGGAGAUUCGACAACCAUUUCAUUGACAACUAGUCAAUCAACGACAGAUGCUCCAACAUCGACAACCUCUGGUAUCUCAACCUCCACUGUAUCGACUGGAGAUUCAACAAUCUCAACAACAUCGACAACCGGUGAAUCAACUACAUCAAUCCCUACAACUGGUGACUCAACUAUUUCGACAACUGGAGAUCAAUCCACUACAGUUUCAAUCUCCACCACCUCUACAACUGGAGAUUCUACAACCUCGACUACAUCUACAACUAGUGAACUAACGACAGUAUCUCUAACCACCACUACUACUUCUGGUGAUUCUACUACCUCUUCAUUGACAACUAGUGACUCAACUGUAUCGACUACCGGUGACCAAACCACUAUAACCUCAAUCUCCACGACCUCGACCACUUCAGGAGAUUCGACUACCACUUCAUUGACAACUGGCGAAUCAACAACAUCAUCUCCAACAACUUCUGAUUCAACUAUAUCAACAACCACUUCGUUGACUACUGGAGAACUAACAACCACCAUCUCCAUCUCAACCACAACAAGCGGAGACUCAACCACCUCGACAACAUCAGGAGAUUCGACAACCACCUCAUUGACUACCAGCGAAUCAACAACCUCAGCACCAACAACCUCUGAUUCAACUGUAUCGACAACUGGAGAUCAAUCUACAGGUGUACCAACUACCUCGACUGCAUCCACCACCUCGACAACUGGAGAUUCUACUACCACCUCAUUGACAACUGGAGAACAAUCUACAAGUGUAUCUACUACAUUUACAACUAGUGAACCAACGACAGUAUCUAUCACCACCACUACCACAGGUGGAGAUUCGACUACCACUUCAUUGACAACCAGCGAAUCUACUGUAUCAACUUCUGGUGACCAGACCACUACAGCCUCAAUCUCCACCUCGACCACAUCAGGAGAUUCAACAACUAGCGGAUCAACAACAUCAGCUUCUACAACCUCUGACUCAACUGUAUCGACAACUGGGGAUCAGUCCACCACAGUCUCCAUCUCCUCCACCUCGACAACUGGAGAUUCUACAACCUCGACAUCGGGUGAAUCAACAACAGUAUCUAUCACCACCACCACCACCACCACAGGUGGAGAUUCGACUACCACUUCAUUAACAACCAGCGAAUCUACUACCUCGGGUGUAUCGACUUCUGGUGACCAGACCACUACAGCCUCAAUCUCCACGACCUCGACCACAUCAGGAGAUUCGACAACCACCUCAUUGACUACUAGCGAGCCAACAACAUCAGCUCCAACAACCUCUGAUUCAACUGUAUCGACAACUGGAGAGCAAACCACCACAGUCUCCAUCUCCUCCACCUCGACAACUGGAGAAUCGACAACCACCUCUUUGACAACUGGAGAUCAGUCCACUACAGUUUCCACCACCUCGACAACUGGAGAAUCGACAACCACCUCUUUGACAACUGGAGAACAAACUACAAGUGUAUCAACUACGACCACCUCAUCGAUAACUAGCGAAUCAACAACAUCAGCCCCAACAACCUCUGAUUCAACUGUAUCGACAACUGGAGAUCUAUCGACAGUUGUAUCAACAACAUCCACUACAUCAGGAGAUUCGACAACAUCGACAACCGGUGAAUCAACAACAGGCUCUAUUACCACAACAACAUCUGGAGACUCAACGACCUCUGUAUCUACAACAAGUGAACCGACAACAGUGUCAACAACAGGCUCUAUUACCACAACAACAUCUGGAGACUCAACGACCUCUGUAUCUACCACCACUACCACCAGUAUAGAUUCGACUACUACUUCAUUGACUACUGGUGAAUCAACUACCUCUUCAACAUCGACAACCGGUGAAUCAAUUUCAACCACAAGUGGUGAUUCUACAACUUCUGUAUCUACGGCAUCCACUGUUUCUACAACUGGUGAAUUGUCCACAACUGGUGAUCAAUCUACCACAGCUACAUCUGGAGAUUCAACUACCUUAACAACUUCUUCGAUGUCCACAACAGGUGAUUCGACUCCUACAAUUUCCACUACAGUAUCCACUAGUGGAGAUUCCAUUUCAACAACCUCCACAACAAGUGAGUCGAUCUCUACAACAUCGACAUCUGCUGAAUCGACAACAACCGUAACUACAUCUAUCGAUUCAACCACGUUAACCACUGCAGGUGACUCAACUACUUCAUCGGGAAGCUCACAAUCCACAACAACUGGACCAACUCUUUCAAGUGGUGACACCACCUCAUUCUCAUCUACCAAUGUAACAUCUGAUUCGACAACAUCAACAACUGGUGCUGGAUCUACUACAUCUGGAUCGGUAACAACUACAACUGGUGCUGACUCUGGAUCAACUACAAGUGCUGCUUCUGGAUCGGUAUCAACUACAACUGGUGCUGAUUCUGGUUCAGUAUCGACAACAUCGACAACUGGUGCUGCUGGUUCCACUCAAGAAUCAACAACAAGUGCUGUAUCUGGAUCUGUAUCGACAACAUCAACAACUGGUGCUGCUGGUUCCACUCAAGAGUCAACAACAAGUGCUGCAUCUGGUUCUGUAACAACAACUGAAGCCGCAUCUGGAUCUGUAUCGACAACAUCUACAACUGGUGAUGCUGGUUCCACUCAAGAGUCAACAACAAGUGCUGCAUCUGGAUCAGUUUCAACAACAUCGACAACUGGUGCUGCUGGUUCCACUCAAGAAUCAACAACAAGUGCUGCAUCCGGCUCUGUAACAACAACUGAAGCCGCAUCUGGAUCAGUUUCAACAACAUCAACAACUAGUUCUGCAUCUGGAUCUGUAUCUACAACAUCGACAACUGGUGCUGCUGGUUCCACUCAAGAGUCAACAACAAGUGCUGCAUCUGGUUCUGUAUCAACAACUGAAGCUGCAUCUGGAUCGGUAUCAACUACAGGUGAUGCAUCUGAAUCUGUAACAACAACAUCUACAACUGGUGCUGCUGGUUCCACUCAAGAAUCAACAACAAGUGCUGCAUCUGGAUCAGUUUCAACAACAUCAACAACUGGUGCUGCUGGUUCCACUCAAGAAUCAACAACAAGUGCUGCAUCGGGAUCAGUUUCAACAACAUCUACAACUGGUGCUGCUGGUUCCACUCAAGAAUCAACAACUAGUGCUGCAUCGGGAUCAGUUUCAACCACAGGUGCUGCUGGCUCAACUCAAGAAUCCACAACCGGUGCUGAUGCAUCAGGUUCUGUGACAACCACUGAGGAAUCUACAACCCGACCAUCAUCAGGAUCCAACUCAGACACUUCUACCACUAUCACAAGUGAAAUAACAAGUGCUUGA